Molecule: messenger RNA, 4175 nt
Organism: Durio zibethinus
Lineage: Eukaryota; Viridiplantae; Streptophyta; Magnoliopsida; Malvales; Malvaceae
Gene: SS4
Product: starch synthase 4
Molecular function (GO): alpha-1,4-glucan glucosyltransferase (UDP-glucose donor) activity
Source: RefSeq, a predicted model, not a curated record
AAAUCUUACGUUUGUAAGCCGAUGGAAUGUACCAUUUAAUUUAUGAUUUAAAUCCCGUCAUUUUCUCCAAAAACGGGGAUCUCAAUCCUCGUAAGCUUCCUAUAUUGAAUAUGCCACCUGGGGCUCUAUAUAUGAUUUUCACUAACAUAAAACUUCCAGUGCGAUCACAUUCCAUCAGCAUCCAUCACAUUAGCCCUAUCAGAUAAAUUACUUGAUAGUCACUGCCCACAACCCACUUCACAAUCCUCGUCCGUUCGAUUUGGAUAUGGGUCCUAAACUCCAAACACUCACACGUACAACUUACCAUAUUAUCAUUUGAUUUGUCGUAAAAUAAAGAUUCAACGAGAAGAUGCCACUGGACUCCACGGCCGACUCCGUUCUCUCCGGUCCAGUAAGAUAUUAUCAGCAUUUCUGAUAUUUAUUUUGUAAAAUUUCAAAAAUUUUUAUGCUAAGCUUCCGGUUCGAGGCAGUAACUUAACCUUGAGCAGAAGAAAACGUUUAUUCUUUAGUUUUUGUUUACCUUCCUAAUUUUUUUCUAUAAACCCGUCGAGAGAGAGAGAGAGAGAGAGAGCGAGCCUUUUCUCGCAUUCCAAACAAACAAAAAGAAAAAAGAGAAAACAUGGCUUUGCAGCUAUCGACCUGCUUUUUCAGCCAUGGCUUUAUCGGUUUGAAUAACAAUAAUAACGAAAAUAAUGUUAAUAGUUAUAAUAAGAAUGUAAAUCUAAGGUUAUUGUUCUUGCCUUCUCGUCGCUUACUUCCAGCUUCUUGUAAGAUGCAGCAACGUAAUCUCAGUUCACAUCAUAAAAGACAACAAGGAAAGAAACCUCCUUCUGUGCGGAUUCCAACAAGUGCAAAGUUGCAGCCAAAUAGCGAGGAGGAAUCUGACCCUGAAAAUUCUGUCCUAAAUAGUGUAGAUAUGGAGCAUAUUGGAAAUCAUGAAACUACUUGUAAAGAUGAUGCUGACACUAGGGUAGAUGUGAAGCAUAUUGAUGAAGAGAAUUUGGGCACUCUAUCUGUCUCUGCCAUUGAUACUAACAGAGAUAUGGAGCAUACCGAUGAACAGAUUAUGGACAGCCUCACACUGCCUGCUGUAACAAAAGCUUUGGCCAUAAACAGAGAUGGUGGAGAGCAGCUCUCAGGUGUUCAACUAGAGGACCUGAUAGGCAUGAUAAAAAAUGCAGAGAGAAAUAUCCUUCUUCUCAAUCAAGCUCGGGUUCAUGCAUUAGAAGAUCUUCAUAAGAUUCUCAGUGAGAAGGAGACAUUGCAAGGAGAAAUUAACAUUUUGGAAAUGAGACUGACAGAAGCUGAUGCACAGAUUAAAGUUGCUUGCCAAGAAAAGAUACAUGUGGAGCUCCUAGAAGAUCAGUUAGAGAAGUUACGAAAUGAGCUGAUUCACAGGGGAGGUUCUGGGAAAAGUGAGCUUGAAUUGUCUCAGAAUCAAAACAAAAUUUCAAAUGAGGAAGUACUUUUAGCACGUGAUGGUCGUGUUCAUUCUCUUAGCAAGGAGGUUGAUUCAUUGAAGACAGAGAAUCUAGCCCUAAAAAAUGAUAUCCAAGCACUUAAGUCUAUGCUUAGCAAUGUCAAGAACACCGAUGAACGCAUGAUAACACUGGAAAAUGAACGCUCUUUUUUACAGUCCUCUCUAAAGGAGUUGGAGUCUAAACUGUCGGUUUCUCAGGAAGACUCUUCAAAUAUUUCUACCCUAAAGGUUGAAUGCAAGGACCUAUGGGCAAAGGUAGAAAAUUUGCAACUCUUGCUGGAUAAGGCAACUAAACAGGCUGAUCAAGCCAUUUUAGUGUUACAGCAAAACCAGGAUCUUCGAAAGAAGGUUGAUAAAUUGGAAGAAUCUCUUGAAGAGGCUAAUGUCUUUAAGGUGUCAUCUGAGAAAAUGCAACAAUAUAAUGAACUCAUGCAGCAAAAGAUGAAACUACUAGAGGAGCGUCUUCAAAAGUCUGACCAAGAGAUACAUUCAUAUGUCCAAUUAUAUCAAGAAUCUGUAAAGGAAUUUCAGGACACCCUAGACAGUUUGAUAGAAGAAAGCAAGAAAAGGGCAUCAAAUGAACCAGUUGAUGAUAUGCCUUGGGAAUUUUGGAGCCGUUUAUUGCUUACCAUUGAUGGUUGGGUGCUUGAGAAGAAAAUAUCAAACACUGAUGCAAAGCUGUUGAGAGAAUUGGUGUGGAAGAGGGAUCAACACAUUUGUGAUGCAUAUUUGGCAUGCAAAGAAAAGAAUGAGAGUGAAGCUGUAUCUACAUUUCUCCGGCUGACAUCAUCACCAGCUAGCCCAGGGUUGUAUGUUGUUCAUAUCGCUGCUGAGAUGGCACCAGUUGCUAAGGUUGGUGGUUUAGGGGAUGUUGUGACUGGUCUUAGUAAAGCAUUGCAGAAGAAAGGGCACCUUGUGGAGAUUAUUCUUCCAAAAUAUGAUUGUAUGCAAUAUAACCGUGUUCGUGACUUAAGGGCCUUAGAUGUGACAGUAGAGUCAUAUUUUGAUGGAAAACUAUUCCAAAAUAAAGUUUGGGUUGGUACUGUUGAAGGUCUGCCUGUUUACUUUAUUGAGCCUCAUCAUCCCAACAAGUUCUUUUGGAGAGGACAAUAUUAUGGAGAGCAUGAUGAUUUCAAGCGUUUUUCAUUUUUCAGUCGUGCAGCACUUGAAUUGCUUCUUCAAGCUGGCAAGAAACCAGACAUAAUUCAUUGCCAUGAUUGGCAGACAGCUUUUGUUGCACCACUCUACUGGGACUUGUAUGCUCCAAAAGGUUUGAAUUCAGCUCGAAUAUGUUUUACUUGCCAUAAUUUUGAGUACCAAGGGACUGCAUCUGCUACAGAAUUGGCAUCAUGUGGUCUGGAUGUCCCCCAGCUAAAUAGACCUGAUAGAAUGCAGGAUAACUCAGCACAUGAUAGGGUCAAUCCUGUUAAGGGUGCAAUUGUGUUCUCUAACAUAGUGACAACAGUAUCACCCACUUAUGCACAAGAGGUCCGAACUGCUGAGGGAGGAAGAGGCCUUCAUUCAACACUUAAUUUUCACUCAAAAAAGUUUAUGGGAAUCUUAAAUGGGAUCGAUACCGAUGCAUGGAAUCCUACCACUGAUAUUUUUCUCAAAGUUCAGUACAGUGCUAACGAGCUCCAAGGGAAAGCAGAAAAUAAAGCUGCCAUGAGAAGGCAUCUAGGGCUCUUAUCUGCUGACGAUCAACAGCCAUUGGUGGGCUGCAUAACAAGAUUGGUGCCACAGAAGGGCGUACAUCUAAUUAGGCAUGCCAUAUAUCGAACACUGGAGAUGGGUGGUCAAUUUGUACUUCUUGGUUCAAGUCCAGUUGCCCACAUUCAGGUGAACCUCUACUGCUGUUUUGUCUAUGCAAAAGCAAAUGAUGGGAAAGAAGAUCUCAUUAACAAAAGGGAAUUUGAGGGUAUAGCGAACCAAUUUCAAAAUCAUGAACACAUCCGGCUAAUACUAAAAUAUGACGAGUCUCUUUCUCAUUACAUUUACGCAGCAUCUGACAUGUUCAUCAUUCCAUCUAUUUUUGAGCCUUGUGGCCUUACACAGAUGAUAGCAAUGAGAUAUGGUUCUGUACCCAUUGCAAGAAAAACCGGUGGUCUAAAUGACAGUGUGUUUGAUGUUGAUGAUGACACAAUACCUCACCAAUUUCGAAAUGGAUUUACAUUUACAACUCCUGAUGAGCAGGGAGUAAACGGUGCCUUUGAGCGUGCAUUUAAUCUCUACAAGAACAACCAGAAGAGUUGGCAACAACUUGUUCGAAAUGACAUGAAUAUAGAUUUCAGCUGGGAUUCUUCAGCAUCACAAUAUGAGGAACUUUAUGCAAAAUCUGUUGCCAGAGCCAGGGCAGCAGCAAUUCACACUUAAGCUUCAGCUCAAAAGUUUCUUCAUUCGAGCAAGUCCAGAUUUAUUGAAGUGGGUUACGAGUUAUUUUGUCCAUAUAUCCACGGUUUAAAGAUUACAUGCUUAUAGUUGAAGAUUUAAGUAAGGUUAAAGCUGCAUUGGUGAAUUCAGUACUCAUUGCACCUUUCUCUCCCAAUUUUUCCUAGUUACAUUUAUUCUCACCGCUCAUAUUGUUGAUUAAGCUUUACGUAUAUUUGGUCUUUUUUCCUCCACUCUCCUUGGACUUUGUUGUACAAAUUCUUUCAAAGAGCAGAGGCAAUUUAUAUGCAAAACUCUUUAUAUCUUA